GCUUGCUAUGUGUUUACACUGUUGCGGGCGUAGCUAGUACCGACAGAUGGUCUGCCUAACUUCACCUCUCCGCUGAUAUACACCCCUAGGCGAAUGUUUUAUGUUAAAAUAGUGCCAACCCUGACACGGGCAGGGGUGGAUAUUACCUUUAAACCUUUAUUAUGUAGUAGACAACUUCGGUCCACUGUCACCUCCACCUCGGCGUCCCAGAGGAGGCAGCAAGACGACAGCACCGGUCAACAUGACUCGGCACAGUCGGAGAGUCCCGGAGAGCCCGGUGCAGGAGGGAGAUGCAGCAGUAGCACCACCGCUAAUGAGAUCACCGUAGACUUUGACCAAAGCCAGGAGGCUUAUAAGAGCAAAGACUCAUUAGAGCUGCUGAGAAGUUUGGUGGUUUUUAAACUCUGCUCCUAUGACUUCCUGGUUGAUAAGAAUCAAGAGAUAAUGGAUCUCGGUAAGACGAUCCUGGGCCAGAGAGGCUUCAAUCAGUUCAUGAAGAUGACAUUUUAUGGUCAGUUUGUGGCUGGUGAGGACCAUCGGGCCAUCAAGCCGCUGAUCCAGAAGAAUCAGGCCUUUGGCGUUGGCUCUGUCCUGGACUACAGUGUUGAGGAAGACAUCAGUCAAGAGGAGGCUGAGCUGAAUGAGAAGGACUCAUGCGUAUCCAGUGCAGAGAAAGAUAGCAUAGGCAAGGACCACAUAGAGCAAGGAUUUCACGCACACAAGCAGUUUGGUGACCAGCGUGGGGGCGUAACGGGAGCCCGCACGUAUUUAUAUGCAGACGAGGCCAAAUGUGACCAGCACAUGGAAACCUUUAUUAAAUGUAUCAAAGCGUCGGGUGGGAGUUCAAUGGACGGUUUUUCUGCCAUCAAAAUGACUGCUCUAGGACGACCUCAGUUUCUGCUCCAGUUCUCAGAGGUCCUGAUGAAAUGGAAGCGAUUUUUCACUUUCCUGUCAUCACAGCAGGGGAAAGAUGGUAUGGAGGCCUUAGAGCAGAAGCUGGACCUCAAACAACUGCAGGAAUUCUUGACCAAACUGGGUGCAAAAGGUGGCUACUAUGGCUGGUUUACUGGAAGAGAAGAGGUAUCAUCAGGAACUAUAGACAUGCUCGACUGGAACAGCCUUAUAGAUGACAGAACAAAGAUUUCGGACCUGCUUGUUGUCCCAAACGUAGAGCUAGGUGAGCUAGAGCCUCUACUGGGGAUGUUCACUGCAGAGGAGGAGAGACAAAUGGAGAGGAUCUUUCAGCGCAUGGAUGUCUUAGCAAAGCAUGCCAUAGAGAAUGGCGUUCGCUUGAUGGUGGAUGCAGAGCAAACUUAUUUCCAGCCAGCUAUCAACAGACUGACAGUGGAGAUGCAGAGGAUCUACAACAAAGACAAACCUGUCAUAUUCAACACCUACCAGUGCUACCUCAAGGAGGCCUAUGACAAUGUAACUAUGGAUGUAGAAUUGUCUAGACGUGAAGGUUGGCACUUUGCUGCCAAGUUGGUGCGUGGGGCCUACAUGUAUCAGGAGCGAGAGAGGGCCAAAGAGAUUGGUUAUGAGGACCCUAUUAACCCUGACUACGAAUCUACUAAUUGGAUGUACCACAGGUGUCUGGACUAUGUGCUGGAUGAGAUUGCACUCAAAAGAAAUGCUAAUGUUAUGGUGGCUUCCCAUAAUGAGGACACGGUGAAACACACCUUGAGGAGAAUGAAUGAGUUGUGUCUCUUGCCCAGAGAGAACAAGGUGUUCUUUGGUCAGCUACUGGGUAUGUGUGAUCAGAUCAGCUUCCCACUGGGCCAGGCAGGCUUCCCGGUCUAUAAGUACGUCCCAUAUGGCCCAGUGAAUGAGGUGAUGCCCUACCUGUCUCGGAGAGCCCAGGAGAACCGAGGCUUCAUGAAGGGUGCCCAAAAGGAGAGGGAUCUGCUGUGGAAAGAGCUGAAACGCAGGCUUGCCUCUGGGGAGCUUCUCUACAGACCGAUGUACUGAAAUCACUGAAGAAGAGACAGAGAAGAGAGUGUGUCAACAUGUCAAGUUUUUUUUUUUUUUUUUUUUUUUUAAAUCUUCUCUGGUUGAUAGCUGCUGCUGUGGCUGUCUGUUCUAUCUCAGCCUCUGUUCAGGCUCUCUCUGGAUAUACAUCUCCUGUUCUACCCUGUCCUGGAGUUUUCUUGUUGAUGGACUAUUCUGCAUGUCACUCUCUUUCUCUUGUCUUUUUUUUUUCUUUUCUCUAUUUCACCGUUGUUUUUCACCACCGCUUGCUAUACCGUUCUGUUCCUCGUCAAUGUCACCCACCUUCAACCCCGUCCUUUCUUAUGUGCUCUGCUCAUGUUCUCUCUAUUUCUUUAUCCGCCUCUGCGUCCAUAAGCAUUCCUCAUUUUGUCUUCCCGUUGUCUACAGAGCUCUAGUAUCCAUCAAGUGGGCAUCUUUACUGUUCCAAAAGGACUCCCUAAAAUGUCAACGAGACCAGGGCGGGCGUUUCUUUUUAUCACCCUAUUUAUCUUGGAAGGGGACAACAAUAAUAAAAAUAACAGGCUUGAUUUAAAUGGUAGUAAAGGAAACAUCAAUAUUCUCCUAUAUUAUGUUUUUCUUUACUCAUGGACAGCCACACAGUACCCCCAAGGAGGCUUCUCUAUAUAUUUGUAUGCUAUGUUUGAGGUUGUAUUGCUGGUUUAAAAAAUGACGCCUGUUUAUGAAUCAGUGAGAAAGUAUUAAAAGCUCUUCACGGCACAUCCCUCUUCUUGUAAGAGCGGAAUGCUUUUUGUUAUUGUAUUUACUGAAGGAAGCUAUAUUCUUGGUCACUGAGGUGUUACAUGUGAACACACAAUGUUCAGUAUUCAGUGGGUGAAUCUCCUUUUAAUACAGACACCUGCGAGCCUGGCAGGUUGUUUUUUUCUUGACAACAUGAGAUAACAUACAAGGGAAUAAUAGGUUAGAGGGAUUUUUUUUUGGUUUUAUUAUAUUUUUGAUGGACUAUACAUUUCCUUCUUUGACAAUGUAAAUAUGUUUAAAGCAGGUUAUUCCAUUUGUAGGACCUUUUAAAAAUGCUCAAUAA
This is a messenger RNA of Scomber japonicus (chub mackerel), 3031 nucleotides long. RefSeq names its product proline dehydrogenase (oxidase) 1b (gene prodhb). The transcript has 14 exons. Bases 94 to 1968 code for a protein of 624 amino acids. Gene Ontology annotation, cellular component: mitochondrion. The record is from RefSeq and is a predicted model, not a curated record. Gene Ontology annotation, molecular function: FAD binding; proline dehydrogenase activity. NCBI's taxonomy places the organism in Eukaryota, Metazoa, Chordata, Actinopteri, Scombriformes, Scombridae.